GUAACAGUAAUAGCUUGUGUGUGUGCUGAUGGAGUAGUGCUGCCGCCUAGAGUCAUCUACGCCGCUGCUGGAAAAGAUGUCCAAUCUGUAAAGAAAGUAGGGGAAGGACUAGACUACGUUCUUCCUAGUCUUGAAGGACCUAGACAAAUCUAG
Messenger RNA from Didymella exigua CBS 183.55, 153 nucleotides. RefSeq lists its product as uncharacterized. Lineage: Eukaryota; Fungi; Ascomycota; Dothideomycetes; Pleosporales; Didymellaceae. The transcript has a single exon. The annotation marks the transcript as partial. The record is from RefSeq and is a predicted model, not a curated record.